Molecule: messenger RNA, 1692 nt
Organism: Tachysurus fulvidraco (yellow catfish)
Lineage: Eukaryota; Metazoa; Chordata; Actinopteri; Siluriformes; Bagridae
Gene: crabp2b
Product: cellular retinoic acid binding protein 2, b
Exons: 4
Coding region: 118-552 (144 amino acids)
Biological process (GO): fatty acid transport
Cellular component (GO): nucleus; cytosol
Molecular function (GO): fatty acid binding
Source: RefSeq, a predicted model, not a curated record
AAGAGAAGAGAGAGAGAGAGAGAGAGAGAGAGAGAGAGAGAGAGAGAGAGAGAGAGAGAGAGAGACAUCUGCGACUUAAACAGUGAACUUGUAUAAAGCGGUUGUUUGGAGGAAAACAUGAACAUGAGCGACCAAGUAACAGAUUUCUCUGGAAGCUGGAGAAUGAAAAGCUCAGAAAACUUCGAAGAGCUGCUUAAAGCGCUUGGCGUAAAUGUCUUUCUGAGGAAAAUCGCUGUAGCGGCAGCAUCCAGGCCCUCGGUUGAGAUCAAGCAGCAGGGAGAGACUCUGUCCAUACAGACAUCCACCAGCGUUCGCACUACCCAUGUGUCCUUCACUGUGGGUCAGAUCUUCAACGAGACCACUGUAGAUGGACGACCAUGCACGAGUUUUCCAAAAUGGGACUCUGACAGAAAGAUCACCUGUGAGCAGACUCUGCUGAAGGGUGAGGGACCACAGACAUCCUGGACUCGUGAGCUGAACGAUAACGGGGAGCUAGUACUAACUAUGAGCGCUGGAGAUGUCGUCUGUACUCGUGUCUAUGAGCGAGAGUGAGGACUCGCGUUAUUGGUAUCUCUCAAUGUUUCAGUUAAUCAUUUAUACUGUGGUAAAAAUGACCUUUUAUAUUUGCUGUCUACUAUCAACUGCUAUCAAUCUUUUGAUAUGUCAUCAUAUAUUACUGUAUGUACGGCACAGUGCAAAAGUAUUUGCACCUUACAAAUUUCUUCUAUCUUUGCAUAUUGGUCACAUUUUAUAGUUUCAGUUUCUGAUCUAAACAGAAUCGAAAGAAUCUAAGCUUUACUUAAGGAAGAGGGGAUAAAGAAAAUGAUUGAAAUUGAAAAUUGAAAUUUGGAAAGACUUACAAAGCCGUUUUCUAAGGCUCAGGGACUUCAGGGAAGCCCAGUAAGAGCAUUAUCUCCAAAUGAAGAAUCCUUUGAAUACAUUUGAAUGUUCCCAGAAGUGGGAAUGACAUGAAAGUCAUGAAAGGUCUCCUGGCCUCCUCGCUCUCCUCAGGUAAGGUAAUGGUGAAAAAACACAUUUCAAAACACUCAGAUGAUCCAUAAGCCUUUUGCAAAAAAAAAUUGCAAAAGAUCUUGGAAGAUAUUAGUCCUAUUAUUCUAAUUAAUAAUUGAUAGAACCAAUAAUUCUGCUCUACAAGAAAUUAAAUUUUGUCUGGGAAGACAAAAUAAAAGUUUUAGAGUGGCCUUGUUAAAGUCCUGAACCCCAAUGAGAUGCUUUAACAGGUCCUUAAAUUGGCAGCUCGUGCUUAAAAGAUCUUCUUUGUCUCUGAUUUAAAGCAAUCCUGCAAAGAAGAGUGGGCCAGAAUUCUUUCAUAGAAACCGAAAGACUAAUCUCCUUUUAUCAUGAGCUUUUGGUUGCUGCAAAAAGUGCCACAACUAGUUAUUGCAAAUGGGGGCAAUUACUUUUUGAGUUUGGAGCUCCUCAGAUUUUAUGUGUGACAAAUAUGCAAAAAUAGAAAAAGCAAUGUAUGAGUAAAACUUAUGAGUAAAACUUAUUUCACUUAAGUGAAAUUCUCUGUGUGUGUGUGUGUGUGUGUGUGUGUGUGUGUGUGUGUGUGUGUGUGUGUGUGUGUGUGUGUGUGUGUGUGUUAAGCCCUAUAUUCUGGCCAGUUUUUGACAAAAAAUCUGCAUUUUUUAUUGUCUUAUUAUCAAUAAAACCCUUGUUACAAAUAUA